GUAGAAACGUGGUCCAGGCAGAGGCAGGCAAGGCAACACCCAUCACUGCAAUGCCGACAGAAAUAACACACACACGCUGACCAUUUGUCAGGGGCACAAAGAUUCGAUCUGUUUCCACAAGUAGACCUCAUGGCUAUGAUGGCAACUCCAAACAACAGCAGCAUGGCUGUCUCCAUUGCUGGCAACUGCACCAACUUGUAUGAUCAUCGUGGGUGGGCACAUGUGCUCCUGCCUGUGGUUUACACUUUCAUUUUCGUACUGGGACUGUCAGGUAAUGUUUUGGCUUUGCAUGUCAUCUGGCCCAAUAUGAAGAAGAUCAACUCCACCACUGUGUACUCUGCCAACCUGGUGGCAUCGGACAUCCUUUUUGCACUUGCCCUCCCUCUGCGAGUGGCCUACUACGGGUUGGGAUUCCACUGGCCGAUGGGAGAGGGCCUGUGUAAGGCCACGGCUCUGCUGUUCUACAUAAACAUGUACGCUGGAGUGAACUUCAUGACCUGCUUGAGUGUGGACCGCUUCAUCGCCGUGGUGCUCCCACUGCGCUUCAGCUGCUUUCGUAAAAUUCACAACGUGCGAUACAUCUGUGUAGGCGUUUGGAUGCUGGUGCUGGCACAAACACUGCCGCUCCUCUCCAUGCCAAUGACCCAUGUGGAGCAUGAUGGCUACAUCACGUGCAUGGAGUACCCCAACUUCGAGCAGGUAGAUGGCUUGCCCUAUAUUCUGAUCGGGGCCGUGUUUCUGGGCUACGGAAUUCCUCUGGUAACCAUCUUGGUCUGCUACUCAGCUCUUUGCUCCAAACUUCGUGAGCUAGCCAAGACAAACCAAUUGACCGAGAAGUCUGGUCUCAGUCGCAAGGCCAUUGGCGUAAUAUGUUGUGUCAUCCUGGUGUUUGUGGUUUGUUACAGUCCCUAUCACAUAGACCUGCUACAGUACAUGAUCCGAAAACUACAUUAUCAGCCAGACUGUGGUGAGCUGCAUGCCUUUCAGAUCUCCCUGCAUGCCACUGUCAGCUUUAUGAACCUCAACUCCUGUCUGGACCCCUUCAUCUACUUCUUUGCCUGCAAGGGCUACAAGAAGAAGGUGAUGAAGCUGCUUAAGAGGCAAGUGAGCAUGUCGUUAUCUAGUAUGGUUAGGACAUCGCCAGAUGAAUCUUCCAAAGACAUUGACAAAAUCACCAUGAGCACUAGAUCCUGUCACAGGGAGAGGAGCAGCAUGUUAAUGGGUGACUGAGAGACACACAACUUCUGGACUAACUUCAAGAUCAUUAGGAUAAUUAUGGAUCACCAUCAAACAAUUCACACCAGACCAGAACACAACACGGUGCCUUGUCUGAAAAUCUCGAGCAUUUCAUAUCGUCGCUAACGACUCAAUGCGGUAUAAUUUACUGUUCUUUCUUGAGUCUGUAGAUAUUUCUUACUUGUCAAUCAGGUCUGUCCUUUGUAAUUAGUUU
Ictalurus furcatus (blue catfish) is the source of this 1450-nucleotide messenger RNA. It is a transcript of the gene gpr183a, whose product is annotated as G protein-coupled receptor 183a. The transcript is spliced from 2 exons. The record is from RefSeq and is a predicted model, not a curated record. Gene Ontology annotation, molecular function: G protein-coupled receptor activity; oxysterol binding. Gene Ontology annotation, cellular component: membrane. NCBI's taxonomy places the organism in Eukaryota, Metazoa, Chordata, Actinopteri, Siluriformes, Ictaluridae. Gene Ontology annotation, biological process: G protein-coupled receptor signaling pathway. Bases 130 to 1230 code for a protein of 366 amino acids.